CACAAUCAAGGGUGGAGAUUCUCUCCUUGCGCUUUAGCUCUCUUCUUUAUCUUCCCAACACAUCUUCCCCACUCUCACUCUUCUUCUUCUUCUUCCUCUGUUCGCUCUCUCUGUAAAUCGAAGAAGAAAAAAAUGUUGCUGGGGAAGAGGACUCGGCCACCGAUGAAGAGAACAACAAGUAUGACAGAAUUCACUUUAGAUCUCAAUCUCAAUAAUCCUGACCCUAAUUCUUCUCUUAGUAAUUACAAUAAUCCAUUCGAUCCUCACAAUCCUUUUUCACCUGCAAACACCCAGCAGCAACACCUAGAUCAACAACGUUUAUUGACAGCAGCGAAAACCGUUUCCGUCAGAAACCGCCGUAAAUCUGCUGAUUUUCUAGAAACUGCUAAUUUUUUGAAAGCUUGCUUCCUCUGUAAACGCCGGUUAAUCCCUGGCCGGGAUAUCUACAUGUACAGAGGAGAUAGUGCUUUUUGCAGUCUAGAGUGUAGACAGCAGCAGAUGAAUCUAGAUGAGAAGAAGGACAAGUGUUCGUUGGUUGCAUCUAGAAAGGACUACAUGAAGAACUCCGUCGCUGCCGCCGUAGCCGGCGGGAAGGGAUCUGACGUUUCCGCCACAAGCGAGACUGUCGCCGCCGUUUAGGUAGUGGAAAUUUUUAGUAGACGCCAUGUAUGGAUCAUGAAUCAAACGUGAUGUGGUUAAUCAGUACGUUACCCACACACACACCAAAAAAAUGCAUAUCAAAGCUGCUAUAUAAUAUGUAUAUGUAUAUACAUGUUGUUAAGAGUAAGAUCUGCAUGAUGAAUGAUGAUGAUGAUGAUAUAAAUAUAUUUCUCUCUCUACAAAAAGAAAUUCUGGGCUGAGUUUUGCAAGGUUUCAGUUAAUAAUUUGUAUGCAGCCAUUUUAAUUACUUCUACUAGUACUAUGUAUUCAAUUGUUUUUAUUAGUAUAAAAUCUCAAAAAGAAAUUGCAGGUUUUUUUUGAAGAA
Messenger RNA from Solanum lycopersicum (tomato), 985 nucleotides. RefSeq names its product FCS-Like Zinc finger 5. The record is from RefSeq and is a predicted model, not a curated record. NCBI's taxonomy places the organism in Eukaryota, Viridiplantae, Streptophyta, Magnoliopsida, Solanales, Solanaceae.